UUAGGCGCCAAUGCGGCCGUUAACCAUUCGGCAUUUCCCUCUCAAUCUCAACUUCGACGCCGCUGCUACUCUUAACGAUCCAAGCUUCAACUACCAAAACCUCGCCAGGAACCACCGCCUGCUGAGUCUCUCCUAGUGUAGCCAUUCAGAAGUAAUGGGAAAAGAGGAAACCCCGCAGAUUACAAGAAGGGCGACCAGGCAUUCUUCAGCUAAUGUUUCAAAAAAUGAAACUGAAACUAAAGCAAGUGAUCAACCGCUCCCUCCCACUCUCAAUGACCUUUUCCUUGGUGAAAAAGAAAAACCCAUUAGCCUCGAUAAUGUGGUGUCUAGUUUCCCUGGUAGACGUGUUCAGAUUAUAGAGGUUAUGCGAAUUUUGGGUCCUGUGAAUUGCCCCAUGGUUCCUCUUUUUGUUUAUGGAGAUAGUUCUACCGGUAAAACAAGUAUAACCAACCAGAUAUUUCGACAUCUUAAUCGCCCUUUUGUUUAUUCAAGUUGCCUUACCUGUUAUAGUCCAAGAAUCUUGUUUGAAUCUGUUCUGAAUCAACUCUUGUUUCAUAGAAAGAAUGCAGCAAAUGGUUACUCCAGCGCGAAGCGCUGUGAGAAGCCAUCUGAUUUCGUUAAUCUUCUUCGUGAAGCUUUGGUUAGUGUUACUAGUAGUCUCCAGGGAAACUCGGACAAAUCAAGCUCCAAAAAAUUGUGUAGACGAGCUUGUGGAAAUAUGAUUUACUUGAUAUUUGACAAUCUAGAGCUUGUUAGAGAGUGGGAUAAGAGUUCUACUAUCCUACCCUUUUUGUUCAAUCUCCAUGAUAUUCUGAAAAUGCCUGAAGUUGGUUUGAUCUUCAUUAGCAAUACUUCACCGGAUACAUAUUACACUAGUAUGGGAUACUUGGAACCUGCCACUGUAUAUUUUCCUGAUUAUACAGAAGAUGACCUUCGCCAAAUCUUAUUGCUAAAACAAGAAAACAAGAAGCUUUAUUCCUCUUUUCUAGAUGUGGUACUGAAGUCUUUCUUUCGAAUUACCAGACGUGUAGAUGAAUUGUCUACAUCCUUUUCUCAAUUAUUCAGAAAAUACUGCGAGCCUUUAAAUGAUUUAGGUGUUGUUCCCAAUGAAGAAAUGAAAAGAAGGCUGUUUAGUACUCUUCAACCACAUAUUGCCCCUGCUAUGAAUGAGAUAUUCAAGGUUUCUUCUCAAACUUCUACUGAAGGUGGAGCUACCAAGCACAAAAGUAGCAGUAAGAAAUCAAGUCUUGAAGUUAGUGAUCAGUUAGAUUUGCAUAUGUCCACUUCUGCCAAGUAUCUUCUUAUUUCAGCAUUCCUUGCUUCAAGAAACCCAGCUACUCUUGAUGCUUCUCUGUUUGAUUCUACUGGGGGCUCAGAUAAUCGGAAACGAAAGAGGAAACCAUCAGAAAAAUCAUUGGAUCUGAAGGAAAGCGCAGAACAGGAGUUAAUGAUGAAAGGACCUGGAACGUUUCCAUUAGAGAGACUAUUAGCGAUAUUUCAAUGUAUUACGUCUGUAGCAGAAGGUUCAUUUGAAGAGGAAGAACAAGAAAAUGAUGGCAUAGGAGUUCAAACUGGAGAUGAUAGCCUCAUGUCUGAUGUCCUUUUGCAACUAUCCAGUCUAUGCAAUGCAAACUUUAUUGUGAAAGGGGGAAGUUGUCCAUUAGAGGGCUCAACUCGAUAUCGAUCUACAGUCUCUGAAGAUAUGGUCUUGAAGGUAGCAAGGAGCGUUAAGUUCCCCCUGUCAAAAUAUUUAUACAGAAGAUAGUCUUUGGUGUGGUGACUGAAGAGGUACUUGUAACUUGGUUUCCAUUAUUAUUCUCAAAGGCUGAAUAAGGAAAAAUGUAAUUAAUUUUACUGUUGAGCAUUUUAGAUUAAAUUCUGUGUUGCCUUUUUCUUGUACUUCUGAAAUCUGUGCCAACUGCCAAGUAAUUAAACAUGCCUGUUUAGAGCAAUGGAUUGUAGUUAGCUCUUUAAAGAGCCAAUUAAUUAUCCACUUUGAUUAACCAGAUCCCACAACUUCUGUGUAAACUUUGACUUCGCUCUUCUUUUGACUCCCGUCAUUGCUGUUUGUCGUAUAAACUCAUCCCAUAAUCUCUUCUUUACUCAUUUUGCGCUACUCUUCUCUCUCUCUUCUUCUUCUUCUUCCUUACCCUACCUAUUUUAGAUGCUCAACCCGUUUGUACUCUACAUUCUAUUGGUCCCUUUGAAACAUUGAAAUGGGUUGUCAGAAUUCAGAGGGCCAUUUGAGUUGACUUUGAUGCCAUAUACCCAAAAAUCUUAAAAUGUAAUAGAUAUUUCAUAUUUUGCUGAAAUCUAUUACUAUGAUAUCACACUAUCACUCUUCAUUCAAUAGGCAAGUUUAGUUUCUGUAUUUAUAUUUAUUUUGUAUGGGGGACAGUAUUAAAAGUAAUUGUAUGGGAAUUUUAAUAUUUUUUAUUUAUUUAUGUAGUUAGAGGAAUUUGUAUGAGUUGUAUACACUAGUGAUGGACCCAAGUAGAGAUAAUAUUAAAGGAGGGUGUGAUAAUUUACGGCUGAAGUGGAGACAUUCAUUGGUGAGGUUUAUGACAGUUUGAUCAGAAAGUUGGUUUUUUUUUACUGAAAGUUUGUUGUAUUAUUAAUUAAAAUGACAAAUCUGCUAACAAAAUAGUACGAAGAUCAGUUGGGACAAAAAAACAUAAAUAAUUGGCCGUUUUAUUCGUACCUCUUUUAAUAGGGAUAGAAUUUAUAGAAAGUUGAUUA
Messenger RNA from Cannabis sativa, 2739 nucleotides. RefSeq names its product origin of replication complex subunit 5. Gene Ontology annotation, cellular component: nucleus; nuclear origin of replication recognition complex. Gene Ontology annotation, biological process: DNA replication; DNA replication initiation. NCBI's taxonomy places the organism in Eukaryota, Viridiplantae, Streptophyta, Magnoliopsida, Rosales, Cannabaceae. Gene Ontology annotation, molecular function: DNA replication origin binding. The transcript has 5 exons. The record is from RefSeq and is a predicted model, not a curated record. The coding region runs from base 155 to 1765 and encodes 536 amino acids.